Molecule: messenger RNA, 2472 nt
Organism: Parastagonospora nodorum SN15
Lineage: Eukaryota; Fungi; Ascomycota; Dothideomycetes; Pleosporales; Phaeosphaeriaceae
Exons: 2
Coding region: 1-2472 (823 amino acids)
Biological process (GO): protein dephosphorylation
Molecular function (GO): protein tyrosine phosphatase activity
Source: RefSeq, a predicted model, not a curated record
AUGAACGGCAUAGCGAAGACUCCCAGCCAUGUCCACAUCUCCAAGAAGGAGCCGGGCACGCCCUCGCCCAACUACUUCCAGCUGGCCGUUAACGCGAACAGCGACCACUUCUCGUCCAGCGCUGCACAGCACAUUCGCGGCAACUGGAGCCCCCCGACGUCCAAUGUGCGCUCCACGGCAGCUGCGUCGCCUCGCAUAAUACCUGUCGAGCAGAAUCCCGAAUUCGAGCAAUUCAGGAAGCAGACAGAGAACAACAAGGGCUUCGCACUGGGCAACUUCAACUUCACGCCGGCCGCAGUGCCGUCCCAGGGCGACUCGUAUUUUGGCACCGUCAUGUCGCCCGUCUCGCCAAAGGCCAUGCCGCCACCUGGUGCUUCCACCAGUGCGAAGCAGGGCAAUGACGGAAACCAUGACGACGAGCAUCCGCCCAAGCCUCGGUCGCCAAAGCGCAUGCUGUCCUCCGAAUCCUCAAUGUUCCCGGACCGCCCAAGGAGAAACUCACCAGCCAGCUUCGAGGGCUUUGGUCGCACUGACGCCAUCGCAGAGUUCGCCGAAGACCGCAGCUCACGGGCAUCGUUGCCUCCCAAGACCUCUCAGCACACGUCCAUAUCCAAGCAUCGUGCGGAGACGCUUCCAGCAAACAUCAAGGAGGACGAUGAGACUGAGGGGCCGCACAUGGCGACUGCUCAGCACAUUGUCAACAUACUCGAGUCGUGCGUGGAAGAGGUCCUCCUGCUUGACCUUCGCGUCUCCACCCAGUAUGCAAGGGCUCGCAUAGCUGGUGCCCUCAGCCUGUGCAUACCCACAACACUACUGAAACGGACUUCUUUCAACGUUCAGAAACUGGCCGAGACCUUCAAGGAUGUGGAGUCGCGAGAAAAGUUUGAGCGGUGGAGGAGAAGCAAACACAUCAUAGUAUAUGACUCCAGCUCCUCGCAAAUGAAAGAUGCUGCCACCUGCAUCAAUACACUCAAGAAGUUCACGUCAGAAGGCUGGACAGGUGGCACUUACAUCAUCCGUGGCGGCUUCCAAGAGUUUGCAGAACGAUUUCCAGCUUGGAUUACCCAUCAGGCCUCGAGCAGUCCUAUGACAUCCGCAACUGCCUCUCUACAAAUCGAUUCCGGUCUCCCUGCAGUAGCACCCGUUAUUGGUGGAUGCCCUAUGCCAGUUACUCAGAAUGCAGCCAAUCCCUUUUUUGGCAACAUCCGUCAAAACAUGGACCUCAUCGGCGGUGUUGGCCAAAUGCCUGUCAAGCAUCCUGAAGGUAUGACUCAGUCUGUUGAAGAGGAGCUCCCAGCUUGGCUUCAGAAGGCGUCGGAAGACAAGGACAACGGAAAGACUGUUUCAGAAAGAUUUCUGCAGAUAGAAAAGCGUGAACAGAAGCGUAUGCAGGAGGCUCUCUCUGGCAAAGUCGUUUACGGUACUCCGACGGGGCUUGGUGCCUCAAAGCAGAUCCAGAUCGCGGGUAUCGAGAAGGGUUCCAAGAACCGUUACAACAACAUCUGGCCCUACGAGCACUCUCGAGUCAAGAUACAGGGAGUCGACGAGGGAAGUUGCGACUAUGUCAACGCCAAUCAUGUCCAAGCUGCAUACUCGAACAAGCGCUACAUCGCCACGCAGGGGCCUAUUCCAGCGACCUUCAAGGAUUUCUGGAAAGUCGUGUGGCAGCAAGAUGUCCGCGUCAUCGUUAUGCUGACUGCAGAGCAAGAGGGUGGCCAGAUUAAGGCACAUAACUACUGGUCCGACAAGCAUUACGGCCACCUUCACCUAAACCCUCUUGGCGAGCACAAGGCGUCGUUGGAACCUGCCAAGAUACGCAGCCACCGUCAACAGCCACGGCCAGCUAUGGGUCAACGUCGGUCCACGAACCCUGUCCGUGCAUCGGACUUCAAGAAAGAACCUUCGAACAUUUCGCCUACCUCUGACCAGCCAUAUGUGAUUGUACGACGAUUCACGCUCUCCAACGACGAGGAGCCAUUUGAGCGCAUGCGUGAGAUCACUCAGCUACAAUAUUCCAACUGGCCCGACUUCGGUGCCCCAGCCCACCCGACUCAUCUUCUUGGAUUGAUUGAGCAAUGCGAUGCUGUCGUCCGACACUACAACGGCAGCUCCCCAACCAAGCCAGAAUCCCCAAACAGUCGACCCGUGGUGGUUCAUUGUUCUGCUGGCUGCGGCCGAACAGGUACUUUCUGCACAGUGGACUCCGUUCUAGACAUGCUCAAGCGACAACGACAGGCGAGACAUACCAGGCAGAGCACGCCCAUGGACAUCGACGGUGGCACUAAGACAAAUACCAAAGACAUCCGCGAGAACGGCAGUUGGGUUGGAGACGAUCAAGUCGACCUGAUUGCGAAGACAGUAGAAGACUUCCGGGUUCAGCGUUUGAGCAUGGUACAAAGCCUCCGGCAAUUUGUGCUUUGCUACGAGAGUGUAAUGGAGUGGCUUGUCGAGCAGCAUCCAAAAUCAGCAUAG